AUGGGAGUAGACACACGAAGACCGCCUCUACCAGCACCGACGGACGUCAGUUCCGCCGACAACGGCAGCGCCAUAGCCGACGAUCUCGCAACAGACAUCUCGCGCCGGACCGAUCGCACGUCGUACUCCAUACCCGAGGACGGUAGCCCGAUCACGGUCACAACCGACAAGGUCAGGAGCAAGAAGGAAGGUCUCGGACACGGGCGCAAUAAGUCGCAGACAUCACUCCUGAUUGAGUACUUUGAGGGCGGGAAAUCGGGAGAUAAAACGCACUCCCGACCCAGCGUUCGAGUGCGGGUAACUCCAUCAUCUGGCCGGAAGCACAAGAUUGGAAGCGAUCAAAUACAGAUCACGCAGGUCGGGAAGGACAGGAAGCCAUCUUACACUCGGCGCAUUUCAUUAGGCACGCCCAACCGCGAGCAGAAGCCCGCUUUGCCCGAAGGCACUGAGGUCUCCGUGUCCUCCGAGUCGAAUCUCAGUGGGCGCCCUCCUGUCGAGAUCGAGGUGCUCGAGAACGUUAGCGAGCUGUCUAGGUCGGAGCUCUCUGCCGGAAGAUACAUUCCUGCCCCUUCCGAUAUCUCGUCUAUGCCACCGGACAGCAUGCUGGAAGGUGAAGCAAGCACACAGAGCCCGCCACGGCCAAGAAGCAGGAGCUUGGAGAGGGAUGAGGUAAUGAGCCCAGACCACCUGAAAGCUCCGUCGCGGAGAAGGAGUCGAAGCUUGAGUCGCGAGCGUAUCACACAAAAAGUCAUGGAAAAGCUUGCAAGCCAGGCAGUGGACCCUCCCCAGAAGCAAAAGAAGACAAGGAGUCGCGAAAGCAGCAUUAGCAAAGAUCGGUUGCCAGAAGCUGAGAGGUCGUCAAGGCGGAGAUCGAGCAGGAGUGAGCGGAGCGAAGACAUCGUGCCGGGUGCGGAGUCCAGCUUGCUCACGUCGAACAUCAGCCGCAGAUCUGGAGAUGCGCAGUCAAUUCGAUCAGGGACUUCCGCCGCAUCGUCCAUCAACAACCCCAAACUGCUCCAGACCGUCGAGGAUGCCAUUCGUCGCCUUAUCAUCCCUGAGCUGAACGCAUUGAAAGAGCAACAGAAGACACAGGAAAACAGGAGCAACUUUGAACGCACAGCACGGGAUUCAAUUGCAACGACUGCCACAGCGGAUUCUCGCGAAGACAUGCGACGUCGCGUGUCGAAGACUGGAAGCGCUCCGAAUCUAUCUGAGAAGCCAAAGGUUGUCCUCAAUCGCAGCGGCGACGACCCAGGCUUGACACUUUCCGGCGACUCAACCAAGGGCAAGAAGGUGCGGCGCACCAGCCGCGGGUCAACCGAAAGGAGCGCAUCCUACGGUCUCGACGACUCCUUGGACACGGUGAUCCGCGAUGAUGAGAAGGUUCACCAAAAGAAGAGCAAAGAUCGCCAUGCCUUGAAAGAGGCUGCGGCCGUCGGUGCCGCUGGAGGGUUGACUGCCGCUGCUCUUCGACACCAUGACUCCAUUUCCAGCACGGACACCAGAGAUACUAGAGAACGGAGGAAGAAGCGAAGCAAGAGCAAGAGCAGAAGCCGUACCGCUAGCAUAUCCGAUUUGCCUGACGACUGGAACAAGGAGGACAUCCCUCCAAUGCCCAUGCAGAGCGAGAUCCCGUCGGAUGUUACACGGGAAUCAAUACUCACCGCCGAAACAGAGAGGCCAGUAUCGAGGUCAUCAAGAGGAGGAUCUUCGACUCCUGUGCGCGAUCCUAUCGUGCGUGAGGUCAGCCGCGGAACGCCUCGAGAAAUGAUGUCGCCGGCGCCAAGAACGCCAAAUCGGACACCGCUCGGAAGCGCAGCGGCACGAGGACUUUACAGUCAGGGCAAUCGAUCCCAGGGGGAGAUCAGUCUUCCAAAAAGCGCCAAAAGCGACAGAAGCAUAUCGACAAAGGCCCGGCAUGCCGCUCUCGCUGCCGCUGGCCUAGGUGGCCUCGGUUCUCCCACGACGUACCACAAAGCGACCACUCACGAUCUUGUUAGUAAAGACAUCGACGCGCACACUGACCAGGAUGGCUAUUCUCAACACUCUCCAACUCGCGAGGUCAGUCCGGUGCAGAGCAUUGCGAGCUAUAUGGAGGGCGAUGAUCCUGGUCAUAUGGCUGUACCUCGUUCCGCUAAGAGUGUAGCAUCGCUCUCCUCUGCUGGCCGUGCAGCCAGCCGGCAGAGGUCGAACCUUUCAAUCGACUCCCUGGAAUCGUCGCCGAGCACAAAGGUCGCCCGAUCGAGGAGACGGCCGCAAGGUAUCAAUCUUGAGAGGAAGUCAGAUAUCCUUAUGGAUGACCCUUUGCACGACUCCGAGCUUGCAUAUGAGUCUGGCACCCGUACACCGAAGGACGUUGGUGAAUUCUUUGAUCAUGAACACGAAGUUAAUGAGCAAUAUCGUUCGGACCUUGAGUACGACAGUCAAAACGGUUCGUCUCUUCUAGAUGACAAGCAUUUCAGCCAGUAUACUCGGUACACCGACACUAGCAUGGAUGUACCAGUCACGGCUGAGAACGAUAUCCGUGGUGUCGGCGCGAAUCCCGAAUAUGUUCGUACGCCGGUAGCUGUAGAGUCGGCGGUUGCUUCUCUUCACGAGCCGUCUACUUUGAGCGUGCGAUCGUCCGGCUCCGGUCCGCUCAAACACUCUUUUGGCUCCCAACCCAACGUCUUUGGGGCACGUCAGGACGUGGUCGUAGAGGAUCGAUCUAUUUCUGGCAGUGUAACUCCGCAUCGAGGCUACGAACAUCCCAGCCAAGAAAGGUGGCAUGCGAUCCGUGAUCAGGCGAAGGCUCUGUCAAGCGCUUCUCCACAGAACCGUACCGUCACCGCUCCGUCGCAGGAUCGGCCUGUAACUGCUUCACCUCAACAGAGCGUUAGCCGAACUGUUUCUGAAAAGUCCAUGCCCCGGAUGGGUGCGAGUGCGUUCCCAGGACAAGAUGAGUAUAUGCCUGAGAUCGGAUAUGGGCUUGAAGACGACGAGUCGGAAUUGACAACAAAUCCUUCAGAAAUCCAGGGUCCCAUCGGCGCUGGCCAGAACCGCUGGACGAGAGAUCCCGAACUCACACCUCCUCUGUCUCGUAAUAUGCUUGACGAAGAACGUAUGUACGAGCAGCCGGAGCUGGGCACGGCAAAAGCAGUUGCAGUUGGUGGUGCUGGCGCUACUGCUGCAGGCAUUGCCGCUGCCGCUGCGGCUCGUAUCAACCGUGAUAAGCAGCCGGAGACCUACCAGCCAACCCGUGGCCAACAACCGUCUGUGAAAGAUGAGCAUGAUGAUGAGGACACAGUUGAACGCAGCUUCCAUCAUGAUUCAUAUGCUGCUCGCGAGAACGUCACAUCGAUCAGCCCGCCUGGUCACUGGAAGGACGAAGGCUACAUCUCCGCCCCGCAUGCAGGCGGUAUCACUCCAGAACCAUAUCAACAGCCACUGAUGGGCAAUGCGCCCAAGCUGUUCGAUGAGGAGGCCGAGAAUGAGUUUGAUGCCGACCCGUUUGUAGGGAAGAACCGGGGUCACAUCCGCCAAGUCAGCGGCAACUCUCAUGGCAUGGGCUCUCCGAUCUACGACAGUGCUACAGGAAAGGGUAUCGAUCGCAUCCAGUCUAAGGAUGUCGUUGCGCUCAUGGAUCACCUCACUGUUCGCGAUGCUCAACGCAAUGCUCGUGAUACCGAGAUUCUGGUGACCCUUGUGCGCAGCGCAGCUGAGAUGAGGAACUCGUUCGAGGAGAUGAAGAGGUUCAUUGCGGAGCAGGAUCGCCUGAUCAUGAGCAACACCGACAGAGAUGCAGAGAUGACAGUCCAGAAGGUGCUCGGAGGUCCGCGACCGCAGCCUCUUGGUUCUCCGAGGGUGCCGCGGCAGCGGUCAACUGAAGAUGCGGAGGAUUUGCCGACUAAGAGGAAAAAUGUCUUCAAACGGGCUUUAAAGGGCCUGAGUAUGCGAAGUUCAAACGAUCUCGCGAACAUUGAAGCCAUGCUUAUGCAGCUGCUGGAUGAAGUGGAAGGAUUGAAGGAUACUCAAGGUGUGCAAAGGACAUCACUCGAGCCUUCUCAUAGCCUGGACUCGUACGAAAAGAUGAGAGCCGCCGAUACAGGAUACGAGCCCGAGGGUCAAGCUGGCACCUCAUCGACACCUGGGCAGUCCGGCUACUUUUCAAACACUUCCUCGCGCCAGGUGAACGGCAUGCACUCGGGCUACGAUGGACGCCGAGCGUCUGAUUCUGGCCACCGUAUCAGUACUGUUCUCGAGCGGGACGAAGAGGACGAUGACUAUGACCAGGCCACACCACCUGCGAACCAGGAUUAUGGCAACGAAGAACGGCUCCUCACCCCAACACAAGAGGUGAGGCGGGACAGAUCCGUGUCGCAGGAGACUCCGCCCCAACCCGCUGCGGCCUAUGUCAGUCCCGAGAGUCCGGAGCGCUCUUCCAAGAAGAAACACAAAUCGGGCAGUUCUUCGCUUUUCGGGUUCCCCAAGAUCUCCAGGUGGUCCAAGACAACCUCAUCAACCGCGCAAGAGACGACCCCGCGCAUGAGCGGUAGCCGCAAGGAGCGCCCAUCUUCGGAAGCCUCACGCUCAGGCUCAAACGUCAACCUUGCGAACAACUACUACGACGGCUACGAAGUCCAAGACGAUGAUCGUCUGCGGUCCAACGCCUCGCUCGCCGCGCAGCAGCAAGCCCAGGUGUCAGCCGACCUGGCCAACGCCCGCUCGCCUUCCCCUCUCAUCCCAGAGAGCCCAACGGACGACCCGAAAUACCAAGCCCACCGCAACUCUCUGAAUCUCAUGCACCCGCAGCCGCGCCAGGGCCCCACGCACCGCCACCAAAGCCACCUCGAAUCGCAAGCCUAUAACUACGAGGGCUCGCCCGCCACCCCCGACGCAGACUUCUACGGCUCGGCGCCUGCACUGGCGCUCAACCGCAACAGGAUGAGUACGGGCACGCAGGGGACGGCGGGGAAUUACUCCCCGGUGUCGGAGGGCAGCUACAGCGCGCACUCUGCGGCUGAGCAGGCGGGUCCGCCACGGUCGAGCAGACUGAGGGACGAUGGGCCACUGGUUCCGCAGCAGCCGCCUAGGAUCCAGGAGCCGGAGAGUAUGGGGGCGCCGAAGAUGAUGAUGUACAGUAGCCCGCCGGGCAGCGGACACCAGCUCGCGCCGAUUGAGGAGAGGUAUAGCAUGGAAGGCGAUAGUGCGAGGCUUCUUACGCCCUCGCCUCAACCGAACCAAAGCAUGCAGUCGCCCGCCCGCAGAAUCACGGGCCCCCGGCCCAUGGGCUCGAGGAGCCCGAGUCAGACGAACGGUGCGCCGCUGUAUGGGAACUCCGGCACCGUGAGGAGGAAGCCUGUUGAUCAGAGGUCGCUUGAAUCAUAUCGCGACAGCUUCGAGAGCGAGACGUUCUGA
This is a messenger RNA of Coniosporium apollinis CBS 100218, 5397 nucleotides long. RefSeq lists its product as uncharacterized. Lineage: Eukaryota; Fungi; Ascomycota; Dothideomycetes. The transcript is spliced from 3 exons. Bases 1 to 5397 code for a protein of 1798 amino acids. The record is from RefSeq and is a predicted model, not a curated record.